UGUGUGUGUGUGUGUGUGUCAAAUAUAUAUAUAUAUAGCAUCUCGUAAGAUCUACGCACGCAGACACACAAAGCUCCGUAACAUCGUUGAGGUACAGUUGUCUCUCCUUGAGAUAUUAGAUAAUUGUUUACAAGUUACGAUCCGUACAGAAUCAUCAUGGCCAAAGAAGCAGAAGAAAUUGUUCGGAGGGUUAACGAAAUCCUCGGCCCAUUUGGUUUUGAGGCGCAUCCCUUCAAAGUAAAAUGGUACAAUGAACUUGUUGGACCAAACUAUCAACUUGAAUACCAUGAUGAUACUUUCGCAUUAAUUACCAUCAGUACUCCUCAAAUGUUUGAAAAAGCAUUCAAACCAUUCAUUUAUAAUAUCUAUAAAAAAGGUGAUUUAGCUCCUAUUGAUCAUUGUGUUAAGUAUUAUACGGAGGAAAUAAAAACGGUACAGGAUUAUCCUGAUACAGAUCUGAUAUAUGACUUUGACCAGAAGGCUCCUCGACUUUACAGUAUACUAGUACAAACAGCUGCACAUGUUGCUGGUGCUGCAUAUUAUUAUCAAAAGAAGGAUGUGAUAAAUAAUCCUUGGGGAGAUAAGACCAUCUUUGGAAUUAGUAUUCAUCCGCAAUAUGGUGGCUGGUUUGCUAUAAGAGCUGCUAUUAUCUUUAAAAAUCUCAAGUUUGCAGACUUAAAGAAGAAAGACCCAGUUGAUGCUAUACCAGAUCAAGAGACUAGAAUAAAACUACUAAACAUGUUAAAUGAAGAUUGGGAAUAUUGGAAAGCUCGUGACAUAAUAAAAGUGUCUGAAAGAUAUACAGAAGAGGCCAUUAAUUAUUUCAAAACACUUCCCAAAGAUAGGUACAAAUUAAUUGAAGAUAUGCAGGCAAACAGGAAGAACAAUGCUUAAAUGCUUCUGUGAUUUAUUAUAUAUUCUAAUACAAUAGCUUAUUAUACAUGUAUUCUAUAACAGAUUAUGUAUUUACAUAUACAAAUGCUUUUACUUUUUAUAAAUGUUAUGGGGUAUCGUACGUGUAAUAAAAUACAAUGUGUGUCUUGUUGGUCAUGCUGGUAGAAAAAGGCUAAAAGAACAAAUGUAGUGAGAGUGAGUGGCAAUCAGAAGUGCUAAAUAAAGGAGUACUGUAGUAAAGGGUUUUCUUCUGAAAUCUCUGGCAUUUUAAUGAAAAUAAAAUUGCAAAUUUUUAUUAUAAA
Molecule: messenger RNA, 1196 nt
Organism: Octopus sinensis (East Asian common octopus)
Lineage: Eukaryota; Metazoa; Mollusca; Cephalopoda; Octopoda; Octopodidae
Product: cyanocobalamin reductase / alkylcobalamin dealkylase
Exons: 5
Coding region: 157-894 (245 amino acids)
Biological process (GO): cobalamin metabolic process
Cellular component (GO): cytoplasm
Molecular function (GO): demethylase activity; cyanocobalamin reductase (cyanide-eliminating) (NADP+) activity; FAD binding
Source: RefSeq, a predicted model, not a curated record